This is a messenger RNA of Populus nigra (black poplar), 2434 nucleotides long. Its product is annotated as ATP-dependent zinc metalloprotease FTSH 6, chloroplastic-like. Gene Ontology annotation, molecular function: metalloendopeptidase activity; ATP binding; ATP-dependent peptidase activity. Gene Ontology annotation, biological process: proteolysis. The record is from RefSeq and is a predicted model, not a curated record. Gene Ontology annotation, cellular component: chloroplast thylakoid; membrane. NCBI's taxonomy places the organism in Eukaryota, Viridiplantae, Streptophyta, Magnoliopsida, Malpighiales, Salicaceae.
UAAGACUAAACUACAAAUAUCCCACUCAAACAAUGGCCGAGCUGAAGUGCUGGAAACAUCCCAUGUUCUCCUUAUUUAAACAAGUCAUCCAUCAACAUUUCCCUCCAACCAAAGCAGCAGUACGCCAGCAUUUCUGAGUUUCUCACUAGUUGAAAGUUUGAACAAGGAAACAUGUCGCCUGCUCUAUCUCUUUCUCUCCCCCACAUUCCCAUUUGCAAAUCUCAGGACCUUGCAAAUGAUGUCCAGAUUCCUAAAAGCACUAACAGAGACAGCCCAUCUCUCAAAACACCCCUAGAUAUCAAACUUAGUAAGAGAGAACUACUUAAUGCCACUGCUGUAGUACUCUUAACUGAAGGACUCUCUGUUGCUAAGCCUGCAAGAGCUGCGGAGCCAGAGAGUCCAGUUACUUCAACUUCAAGUGGAAUGUCUUACUCAAGAUUCUUUGAGUACUUAGAUGAAGGUGCUGUAAGAAAAGUGGACUUGUUUGAGAAUGGGACGGUAGCAAUAGCUGAGAUUUUUAAUCCCACACUUGAAAAGAUCCAGAGGGUCAAAAUCCAGUUACCAGGACUGCCACAAGAGUUGUUGAGGAAACUAGAAGAAAAUGUUGAUUUUGCUGCUCACCCAACAGAGCCGAACUGGACUGCUGCUCUACUUGACUUGUUGGGAAACUUGGCCUUUCCAUUGAUAUUGCUUGGCUCUUUGUUGUUAAGGACAUCAUCUACCAGCACCCCCGGAGGUCCCGGCUUGCCAUUUGGACUAGGAAGGAGCAAAGCCAAAUUCCAGAUCGAGCCUAAUACUGGAGUGACAUUUGAUGAUGUUGCUGGAGUUGACGAAGCAAAGCAAGAUUUUCAAGAAAUUGUGGAAUUCUUAAAAACUCCAGAGAAGUUUGCUGCAGUAGGUGCAAGGAUUCCUAAGGGAGUUCUGUUAGUAGGACCUCCAUGAACUGGAAAAACCUUGCUAGCUAAAGCAAUAGCUGGAGAAGCAGGCGUUCCUUUCUUUUCUCUGUCAGGAUCAGAGUUUAUUGAGAUGUUUGUUGGUGUAGGGGCUUCAAGAGUUAGGGACUUGUUCAACAAGGCUAAGGCGAACUCACCAUGCAUAGUUUUUAUCGAUGAGAUAGAUGCUGUCGGGAGGCAGAGAGGGACAGGAAUUGGUGGAGGAAAUGAUGAGAGGGAGCAGACACUGAAUCAAUUACUUACUGAAAUGGAUGGUUUUAGUGGUAAUAGUGGAGUGAUUGUUAUUGCUGCUACAAACCGACCUGAAAUUCUUGAUUCCGCGUUGCUUAGGCCAGGAAGAUUUGAUAGGCAGGUCACAGUUGGGCUACCAGAUGUGAGAGGUAGGGAAGAGAUAUUAAACGUGCAUAGCAAAAACAAGAAGCUGGACAAAGGGGUCUCUCUGAGCGUUAUUGCCAUGAGGACGCCAGGAUUCAGUGGUGCAGACUUGGCUAACCUAAUAAAUGAAGCGGCUAUUCUUGCUGGUAGGAGAGGCAAAUACAAGAUCACCCUGAAAGAGAUUGAUGAUUCAAUCGAUCGAAUCGUGGCAGGCAUGGAGGGAACCAAGAUGACUGAUGGAAAGUGCAAAAUUUUGGUGGCUUACCAUGAAGUUGGGCACGCUGUUUGCGCGACAUUGACACCCGGACAUGACCUGGUGCAGAAAGUCACUCUAAUUCCCCGGGGACAAGCUCGUGGUCUAACGUGGUUCAUACCAGGUGAGGAUCCGACUCUCAUUUCCAAGCAACAGCUAUUUUCUAGGAUAGUUGGAGGACUUGGAGGAAGAGCAGCAGAGGAAGUGAUUUUUGGUGAAUCAGAAAUCACAACUGGUGCAGCAGGGGACCUGCAACAGAUCACUCAAAUCGCUAAACAGAUGGUAACAAUGUUUGGCAUGUCUGAGCUCGGACCAUGGGCACUGACCGAUCCAGCAGCACAGAGCAGUGAUGUGGUGCUAAGGAUGCUAGCUAGAAACUCCAUGUCAGAGAAACUCGCGGAAGAAAUCGAUUCAUCAGUGCGAGACAUAAUUGAAAGAGCAUAUGAGAUUGCUAAGGAACAUAUAAGGAACAAUAGGGAGGCCAUUGAUAAACUAGUGGAGGUGCUGCUAGAAAAGGAAACCCUCUCGGGGGAUGAGUUCAGGGCAAUCUUGUCUGAAUUCACAGAUAUUCAUGUUGAUAAAAUAGAUAGAACCCCUGUAAGAGAAUUGAUUAAUGCCUAGCAUAAUUACUUGGAUAGUGUAGCACAUAAAAUUAUAGCAAGAAGUGUAAGGCUUGUAUUCAAAAUGUGCAUGCCACUGACCUCUCGUCCGGAUGGUAGCAUUCCCGUUGCAAAGCAAAGAAGUGUUCCCCGUUGAUGAAGUCGUGAAAACUUGAGAUGUGCUUUCCACGGCUGCUUCUCCCCUGCAAAAGCAAAUCUCUUAUUCAAAAAUAUGGAAAUCUUUGAUUCAAGAA